AUGGUCCUGGCGCAAGACGAGAUCGAUGCUUGCCGAGAAGCAUUCCUGGCAUUCGACAAGGACCGGAGUGGCACCAUUGAUGUCUGGGAGUUACGGCAAGUGCUCGAAGCAAUGGGACAGCAACCGACCGAAGAGGAGUUGUUUCAGAUGAUCAGCGAAGUAGACGAGGAUAUGAGCGGCGCUAUAGAUUUUGCCGAGUUUCUACAGGUCAUCGACAAUCAAAAGGAUCGAGCCGCUAUGUUUGAAGACGACAGUGACAUGAUCGAUGCAUUCGUUGCAUGCGGUGGCAAGCCAGACAAGUCAGGGUUCGUGCGAAAGGAGACACUGGUGAAAAUUAUUAAAGGCGACUUUGGUCUUACUAUCAAUAUUGAGGAGAUGAUCAACAAGCUGGAUGUGGAUGGCAGCGGAGAGAUCGAAUUUGACGAGUUCAAGGCCAUUCUGACGUGA
Molecule: messenger RNA, 447 nt
Organism: Phytophthora nicotianae INRA-310
Lineage: Eukaryota; Oomycota; Peronosporomycetes; Peronosporales; Peronosporaceae
Exons: 5
Coding region: 1-447 (148 amino acids)
Molecular function (GO): calcium ion binding; enzyme regulator activity
Source: RefSeq, a predicted model, not a curated record